Andrographis paniculata is the source of this 1325-nucleotide messenger RNA. Its product is annotated as protein transport protein SEC13 homolog B-like. Lineage: Eukaryota; Viridiplantae; Streptophyta; Magnoliopsida; Lamiales; Acanthaceae. Gene Ontology annotation, molecular function: protein binding; structural molecule activity. Gene Ontology annotation, cellular component: nuclear pore outer ring; COPII vesicle coat. Bases 197 to 1102 code for a protein of 301 amino acids. Gene Ontology annotation, biological process: protein import into nucleus; COPII-coated vesicle budding. The transcript has 2 exons. The record is from RefSeq and is a predicted model, not a curated record.
CGAGUCCAGCAAUGCUCCAAAGGCCUAAUAAAUGCGACGCAACGACGUCGUUUUAGGGGACGUUGUAUCUUCCUGAGUAUAAAUUGGCUGUAGUUGAGAUUGACUUGUCAGAUUUCACCGCUCGUCUUGUCCUCAGCAAAAGGAGCCAAAGCAGUCGAAUUUGAACCUUUUUAAUUCGUAUUCAGCGAAAGCAAGCAUGCCGGGGCAAAAAAUUGAGACUGGUCACCAAGAUGUCGUUCAUGACGUGGCAAUGGAUUACUACGGAAAGCGUCUCGCCACAGCAUCUUCAGACAAUACAAUCAAAAUAAUCGGUGUCAACAACUCCGGAUCUCAGCAUCUCGCAACCUUAACUGGUCAUCAAGGACCGGUGUGGCAAGUCGCCUGGGCACACCCCAAGUUCGGGUCACUUCUCGCGUCCUGCUCUUACGACGGGAAAGUCAUAAUCUGGAAGGAAGGCAAUCAAAACGAGUGGAUCCAGUCCGAAUCAUUCGACGAUCACAAAGCCUCCGUCAACUCCAUCGCAUGGGCUCCUCACGAGCUCGGCCUCUGUCUUGCCUGCGGAUCCUCCGACGGCAACAUCUCCGUCUUCACCGCAAGACCUGACGGCGGAUGGGACAAAUCAAGAAUCGACCAGGCUCAUCCAGUCGGCGUCACUUCUGUUUCAUGGUCCCCGUCAACAGCUCCCGGCGCUCUCGUCGGCUCUGGUCUUCUCGACCCCGUUCAGAAGCUGGCAUCUGGCGGAUGCGACAAUACCGUCAAAGUUUGGAAAUUCGAUAACGGGGUUUGGAGGAUGGAUUGCUUCCCGGCCCUUAACAUGCACGCUGACUGGGUUAGGGAUGUCGCCUGGGCACCCAACCUCGGCCUCCCGAAAUCCACCAUUGCUAGCGCUUCCCAGGACGGGAAAGUUAUAAUAUGGUCGACAGUGAAGGAGGGCGACAAAUGGGACGGGAAAGUGCUGAAGGACUUCGGCACGCCUGUCUGGAGGGUGUCGUGGUCGUUAACUGGAAACAUUCUCGCUGUCGCUGAUGGGAAUAAUAAUGUGACUCUUUGGAAGGAGGCUGUCGAUGGAGAAUGGCAGCAAGUUACUACAGUCGACUCGUAAUAAUUAAGAUUCGAUGAACUGUCUUACACCAGGUACGCUUCUCGUAUCUUUAUAUUUCUGACUGUUUUCAUUACAUGAAGUUUGGUAUUGAUCUUUGUUGAUGUGCUUUUUUGGAUCUUGAGCAUGAAACCAAAUCGUGUGUGUUUUUAAUCUCAUAGAUUUUCUCCUUUGGGACUAUAUCAUGCAGAAAUUUUUAACUGCCUUGAUCUCUGCUUCUGUUUAA